Lottia gigantea (owl limpet) is the source of this 3045-nucleotide messenger RNA. RefSeq lists its product as hypothetical. The coding region runs from base 1 to 3045 and encodes 1014 amino acids. The record is from RefSeq and is a predicted model, not a curated record. The transcript has 23 exons. Gene Ontology annotation, cellular component: FACT complex. Gene Ontology annotation, biological process: transcription elongation by RNA polymerase II; positive regulation of transcription elongation by RNA polymerase II. Gene Ontology annotation, molecular function: nucleosome binding. Lineage: Eukaryota; Metazoa; Mollusca; Gastropoda; Lottiidae.
AUGUCGAAUUUACGCGUUGACAAAGACGCAUUUUUGCGGCGUAUAAAGAGAGUUUAUUCCUCGUGGGCUAAAGCAUCUGGUGAUGAUGGGUUGGCUAAAAUGGAUGCCUUGGUUACUUCUGUUGGAGUGGAUGAGGAUGUGGUUUAUUCUAAAUCUACAUCUUUACAGACUUGGUUAUUUGGUUAUGAACUGACCGAUACUAUUAUGGUACUAUGUGAAAAUGGUAUUUAUAUACUAGCAAGUAAGAAGAAAAUAGACUUUUUGAAACAAGUCAAUAAUAAAGAUGGCGAUCAAGGUGUACCAAGUAUCAAAUUACUAACAAGAGAUAAGGCUGAUAAAGACCAAGCUAAUUUCAAAACAUUGGUAGAUGCUAUAAAAGGAAGUAAAAAGGGGAAAUGCUAUGGAGAGUUUGUUAAAGAUAAAUUUCCUGGAGAAUUUCUAGAUAGUUGGAGAGCUGCAUUGAAAGAUGGAGAGUUUGAGAAAGUUGAUGUUUCUACAGCUUUUGCCUACAUCAUGGCAUCAAAAGAAGAAACAGAACAGAAAACUAUACAGCGUGCUUGUCAAGUUACUUGUGAUGUAUUUAAUAAAUACCUAAAAGAACAAAUUAUGGAAAUUAUUGAUGCUGAAAAGAAAGUGAAACAUUCUAAGCUUGCUGAUGGUGUAGAACAGGCCUUACAGAAUAAGAAAUAUGUAACAGGUGUUGAUAGUUCACAAUUAGAUAUGUGUUAUCCUGCUAUAAUACAGAGUGGUGGAAAUUAUAGUUUGAAAUUUAGUACUGUUAGUGACGAAAAAUACCUACAUUUUGGGGCGAUAGUUUGUGCUAUGGGUGCUAGAUAUAAAUCAUAUUGUUCAAACAUAGUUCGAACAUUAUUAGUUGACCCAUCAGAACAGAUUCAGAAAGAUUAUGAAUUUCUUACAUUAGUUGAAGAGGAGAUCAUAGCCAAAUUACAACAUGGUACCAAGUUAAGUGAAGUAUAUAGUGCUGGUUAUAAUAAAGUUAAAAAAGAAAGACCAGGUUUAGUUGAUAAUCUCACCAAAUCAUUUGGUUUUGCCAUGGGUAUUGAAUUCAGAGAAGGAUCAUUACUUAUCUCAGCUAAAACUAAUGCUCCUGCUAAAAAGGGUAUGGUAUUCAAUGUUAAUGUUGGAGUAAGUGGUUUAGUAGCGAAAGAUAUCAAUGAAUCUCCUAAGAAGAAUUAUGCUUUGUUUAUUGGUGAUACUGUACUUGUCAAUGAGAAUGCUGCUGCUUCUAUUCUUACUAAUCUGAAGAAGAAAGUGAAACAUAUUGGAAUCUUCCUGAAAGAUGAUGAAGAUGAAGAAGAAGAGGAUGAGGAAGAAGAAGUUUCUCCAUCCAAACCAAAUACUGAAAUAUAUGGUCGUGGUAAACGUAAUGCUGUGCUUGAUACCAGAACAAGGACUGAAUUAUCUACUGAAGAGAAGCGUCAAGAACAUCAGAAAGAAUUGGCUUUGAGAAUGAAUGAAGAAGCUAGAGAAAGAUAUAGAGGACAGAAAACAGAUUCAGAUGAUAAAAAAGUUCGUAAAUCAAAUACCUCUUAUAAAAAUCCUUCCAAUUUCCCCAAUGAACCUGAAGUUAGGGACUUACAGAUAUAUGUUGAUAAAAGAUAUGAAACUAUUAUCUUACCUGUGUUUGGAUCAGCUUCACCUUUUCAUAUAGCCACUAUCAAGAAUAUCAGUCAGUCUGUAGAAGGAGAUUAUACCUAUCUACGUAUUAAUUUCUUCCACCCUGGAGCAACUCUCGGUAAAGAUGGUAAUAAUCUACCUAAUGCUGAUAUGAACUUUCUCAAAGAAAUUACAUACAGAAGUUCUAAUACUAAAGAACCAGGAGAGUUAUCUGCACCUUCAUCAAAUUUAAACACAGCUUUCCGUCUGAUAAAAGAAGUUCAGAAAAAAUUCAAAACACGAGAAGCUGAAGAGAAAGAAAAGGAGGGUAUAGUUAAACAAGAUACUCUGAUAGUCAACCCUAAUCGUGGUAAUCCCAAGUUGAAAGAUUUAUAUAUAAGACCUAAUAUAGUGUCUAAACGUAUAUCUGGAGCACUAGAGGCACAUACUAAUGGUUUCCGAUUCACGUCUGUGCGGGGAGAUAAAGUAGAUAUUUUAUAUAAUAAUGUGAAACAUGCUUUCUUUCAACCUUGUGAUAAAGAAAUGAUUAUAUUGUUACAUUUUCAUUUAAAGAAUGCUAUAUUAUUUGGUAAGAAGAAACAUAUAGACGUACAGUUUUAUACUGAAGUUGGUGAAAUAACUACAGAUUUAGGUAAACAUCAACACAUGCAUGAUAGAGAUGAUUUACAUGCUGAACAGGCUGAAAGGGAACUUAGACAAAGAUUGAAGUCUGCCUUUAAGAAUUUCUGUGAGAAAGUUGAGUCGUUAACAAAACAAGAAAUAGAGUUCGACUCUCCAUUCCGAGAACUUGGAUUCCACGGAGCUCCGUUCAGAAGUACAGUGUUUCUACAGCCCACUAGUGGUUGUAUUGUCAAUUUUACAGAAUGGCCUCCAUUUGUAGUAACCCUGGAUUCUGUAGAAAUGAUACAUUUUGAGAGAGUUUCAUUUCAACUGAAGAAUUUCGAUAUGAUAUUUGUAUUUAAAGAUUACAGUAAAAAGACAGCCAUGAUUAAUUCUAUUCCAAUGCAAGUUUUAGAUCAUGUGAAAGAAUGGUUAAAUUCAUGUGAUAUUCGCUAUACAGAAGGUGUACAGAGUUUAAAUUGGACCAAGAUCAUGAAGACUAUUACUGAUGAUCCUGAAGGAUUUUUUGAUAAUGGUGGCUGGACUUUCUUAGAUCCAGAAAGUGAUGCUGAAGGAGGAAAUGACGAUGAUUCUGAUGAAGAUGAUGGUGCGUUUGAACCAAGUGAUAUAGACUCUGAAGAAGAAAGUUCGGAAGAUAGUGAAGAAGCAGAAAGUGAUUGGGAAGAGGAAGAAGAUUCAGAAUCAGAAGAAAUGGGAUCAAGUGAAGAAAGUGGUAAAGACUGGGAUGAAUUAGAAGAAGAAGCAAGAAAAGGUAUGUAUAAAUGUUGCAUUCCUAGCUUCAGGUGA